This is a messenger RNA of Fomitopsis serialis, 1522 nucleotides long. RefSeq lists its product as uncharacterized. The transcript has 3 exons. Lineage: Eukaryota; Fungi; Basidiomycota; Agaricomycetes; Polyporales; Fomitopsidaceae. The record is from RefSeq and is a predicted model, not a curated record. Bases 105 to 1376 code for a protein of 423 amino acids.
GUCAACGCAACAUCCCCCUUGCGGACCCGAGUCCGUUGUCCCGCGACGGCCGAAGAUCGAUUGACUUCCACACUCCAGGUCCUGUCAAUCGUUGACCUAGCGUAAUGGAAGCAUCAGACACGAGUGCGUCAGUGAAAGUUGAGGAAGAUACAACAUCACCUACCUACCAUCCGGGGUACCCGGUGUCGCCUGAUACGGACAUCACUCUACGUUCGAGCGACGGGACGCUGUUCGCCGUGACAUCGCUGCUCCUCAGGCUGACAUGGGGCUUCUUCAAGACGAUGUUUACUCUACCCAAGGAGCCUCCAUCUCCGAAUGAACCGGAGCCCAUCUCCAUGCAAGAGACCGCAGAAGUCAUCGCCGAGUUGCUCAAUAUAUCGUUCCGACUUGGAAUGCCUCCGCUCGACUCGAUCGACACCCUCGAAACGUUAUUGCGCGCUGCAGAAAAGUAUGAAGUGGCAUCCGCAGUGGUCAUGAUACGAUCCACGCUCACGUCUCCUGUUCUUGAGGCAUCCCCGAUCCGCAUCUACGGGAUUGCGUACGAGCAUGGCUGGUACAAGGAGGCGACAUGGGCUUCCUCCAAGACCCUGACACUCGACCUAUGUUCACCCGAGGCGGUGUCGGAUCUCUCGCGCAUAGACGGUGCUGCUAUCAUGAAGCUUAUGACUCUGCACCGCAAGAGAAGGGACCUCUUCCGGGUGUGCCUCGAUGAUGGUGACCUCUUCCCAUAUGCGACCACAACGCAGGUAGUAUGCCAUUCUUGCGAUGAAGACGUCGACAACAGCCCAUGGCAGGUCAUGAAAUACACCCUCAUCUCGCAGUUGGAACGCGAGGGCAUUUCCAUGGAUUAUCUAGACGGUACAAUCCUUGAAGCCAUUGUUGAUGCGAAGUGUUCGCGCUGCAAGCGGAAGAUAUACAACCCAGUGAUGGUGAGGAAGGGUUUGAGGGAUGCCAUUAAAGGGCUACCGGACAAGGUCGAGUUCCCGCAACAAGAAGUGGUGGGGCAUAGCGAACGUGACUGGAUCCGUGACGGUGGUGGCUCCAUCCGUAUCUGGCUUGGUACCACAGGGUGGUGGGCUUUGGGCGGUGUGUCUCGGUUUAGGUGGGGAAGAUCUUCCAGGGGUCGGUGCCAACGAGUGGUUCUAGUCGAAACCGUGACCUGCGCAGUGCGAGAUGACAAUGCGCAGGUUUGGAGGCUCCAUACGAGUUCUGGGCCGUGGCUGUCUUCGCGUAGGAUUGUGCUACUUACGAAGAGUAUCACGACGGACACGUGGAUGGCCCUUUCCGUUUGUUGCAUCAUGAAGACGACAUACGAAGCGCGCCCGCGCAAGCGUCUUUUCUGUCAUACAUGCUGGCCGAAGUCACGGUCGCGCUGACUGAAUGACCACCGGUACCCCUAGGCCUGCUCAGACAUGCGAUUGCACAACCUAUCUUCUCCGAUGUAUCUUCCAUCUGAUCCACCCUGGUCUGCGGUAUAUAAGCCUGUAGCAACAUGCCUCUCCUCACCAACCGCCAUUAGCCC